AUGUCUUCUCUCUGGAACGCACUCACCAGUGGCAAUAAGCCCGCGCAACAGCAGCAGCAGCAGCAGCAACGCCAGUCCUACGAUACCCCCUCGACCUCUGUCGCUGCUUUCGAUCCUUCUCAGGGACAGGGUGUCGAGUCCUUUCUCCAGAGCUCUUCCUUUGCCGAUGCGUCGCAAUUGCACCCCCUCGCCGGCCUCAACAAGGAUACUCUCGAAUACCUGAGUCUCGAAGAUUCUGCCCUCUCCGAACUCCCCGGCGGCCAGGGUGUCAUCCCCUCCCGUGGCUUCACCGAUGAUCUUUGCUACGGUACCGGUAUCACAUAUCUCUCUGCGCUGUCUUUCGGUGGUGCUUGGGGUCUGCAAGAGGGUUUGCGCAGCUCGGCCGGCCAGGCCCCCAAGUUGCGCCUCAACGCUGUCCUCAACGCCGUCACCAGACGCGGUCCCUUCCUCGGUAACUCGGCUGGUGUCGUUGCCAUUCUCUACAAUUGUGUCAACUCUUUGAUCGGCAACCUCCGUGGCAAGCAUGACGCUGCCAACACCAUUAUCGCCGGUGGCCUGAGUGGCAUGGUCUUCAAGAGCACCAAGGGUUUGAGACCCAUGCUUAUCUCUGGUGGUGUUGUCGCCUCCAUGGCCAGUGUCUGGGCUGUUCUCCGCCGAUCCCUCUUCCCCAUCCCCGAGCCUGUUGGCGCCCUGCAGGAGCUCCCCGAGGUUGUAUAA
Molecule: messenger RNA, 717 nt
Organism: [Torrubiella] hemipterigena
Lineage: Eukaryota; Fungi; Ascomycota; Sordariomycetes; Hypocreales; Clavicipitaceae
Source: the annotation of a GenBank genome assembly